AUGGAGCAAGCAAGCAAUGAGGCAUUGAGAGAAGGCGCGGAUGGACCCAGCAAGGCGUUGACUGGCGCUGCGGAUGAGAGCAGUGGAGUGCCAGUGAAGGGAGAGCAGCCAAGCAGGGAUGGGUUGAAGGAAGUAGAGGCGGCGAGCGCUGCUGAGGUGUUAAGUGCAGGAGGUGUGGGAGGAGGAGGAGGAGGAGGAGGAGGAGGAGGAGGAGGAGGAGGAGGAGGGAGGAAUGGAGGAGGGAGCAGUCGGCGAGUGAGAGGCGGCAUAAGAGAGAGUUCCAGGUGCGGUGAUGGCUGCAGGGAUGAUCCAAGGGGAGAGGCAGGAGAGGAGAAACCGGAGAGAUUGAUUGUCAGACAGAUGCUGCUGUGCCUCGUGUGCCGCACCCUUCACAGUCUCAUUUUCCUCUCGCCCAACAUUGCCUGCCUGCUUCACUCCACUGCUCCCAACUGCAUCAUCCACGCACACGCGCCUCGAGGCAACCGCGUCACAUGCUUCUCUCACCGCCUUUCUCCCUUCCCCAUUCGCCUUCGCCUCCCCUUCGCCUCCCCUCUUCAACUCUCUCCGCACCUCCUCACCCUUCUCUUUCCCACUUUUCUGUGCGCGCACCACUUGCUCUCUGCGCGCAAUACCACCCCCCUGCUUCGCCUGUGCGUCACUGCGGCUAUUACCCUGCCCGCCUGGCUCAUUGUCGACUGCUGCCACUGCUGCUACCUUCCCUCUGACAACCGGGUUCCUUUCCCCCUUCCGCACCUGCCCGCUCUGUUCAACCGCUAG
Closterium sp. NIES-65 is the source of this 777-nucleotide messenger RNA. Lineage: Eukaryota; Viridiplantae; Streptophyta; Zygnematophyceae; Desmidiales; Closteriaceae. The record is from the annotation of a GenBank genome assembly.